Molecule: messenger RNA, 600 nt
Organism: Heterostelium album PN500
Lineage: Eukaryota; Evosea; Eumycetozoa; Acytosteliales; Acytosteliaceae
Product: universal stress protein
Exons: 2
Coding region: 1-600 (199 amino acids)
Source: RefSeq, a predicted model, not a curated record
AUGAGAUGUCUUUUAUCCGAUUUGGAGCUUCUCAAAAUAGAUAUGAAUUAUUUAGUUUGUGUAGAUGGCUCGGAAUACUCUAGGAAUGCUUUUCAUUUCACCGUUGGUAAACUAUCGAAGGAUAACGAUAAGAUCACCAUUAUACAUGUGACACACAAUGUAAAGACAUCUUUAAUAGAUCCACUCGGUGAUAAUCUAGAUAAGAUUACAAAUAUCGAAGAGAUGGAACUAUCAGAGAAAAUAAAGCGAACCUAUGAAUCUGAAUGUAAAGCAUUAAAAGUAUAUAAAAAUAUAUCAUUUAAUAUAUCAUUAUUUAAUAAAUUAAAUAAUAACAUUUUUAAUAUUAAUACGAAUAAUAAUAAUAAUAAUAAUAAACAGGUUAAAUGGGAAUUUACAAAUAUAAAAAGUGAAUCGAAUACAGGUGAAGCUGUUAUGCAAGCUAUUGAAAUUAUAAAACCAGAUAUGGUAGUCGUAGGAACUAGAGGCCUAAACAAGCUAAAGAGAAUCAUUCUUGGUAGCACUAGUAAUUAUCUAAUCAACAACUCUACUAUACCUGUAUUAGUAGUUCCACCACAUGAAGUACAUUUACACAAAGAUUAA